This is a messenger RNA of Orbilia oligospora ATCC 24927, 2193 nucleotides long. RefSeq lists its product as uncharacterized. The coding region runs from base 1 to 2193 and encodes 730 amino acids. NCBI's taxonomy places the organism in Eukaryota, Fungi, Ascomycota, Orbiliomycetes, Orbiliales, Orbiliaceae. The record is from RefSeq and is a predicted model, not a curated record. Gene Ontology annotation, cellular component: mating projection tip. The transcript has a single exon.
AUGGCAUCUCUGAGAGAUAGGAUGCAUCGGAGCAUAUACCAGCAACGGGAUGAACCUUAUCCAUACCCUGACCUUCCACCAUCGUUGACACCACACCGACAUACCAACGACCAACAACACCCACAAGCGGCUGCACAAACAUACCAUACACCAUAUCUUGGCUUAAGAGCUAGGUUAUCCCAGAUAUGGUUCAACCGAUGGACAAUCUUGCUCUUGUUGAUCGUCGUACGGAUGAUCAUCUUGGUUGCUGGUAUGAGCAAGGAUCUUGAUUCGGCUCAGAUCCAAGCUCAGUCGGCAUGUACUGGUGUCGAAAGUAUGGGUAGUGCUAUGGCAUCUAUGCCACACUACAUGGCUUCCGGUGUCAACGAAGCAGCGGCCAAGGGUAUUGAGGCUGCCGUUCGCGGCUUGCAAAGGACCCUUUUCUUGGGUAUCACAGCUAUUGAAGCUAUUGUCAUCUUCGCCAUCAACGUUCUUCUGCAAACAUAUAUCUGCCUUCUGACCUUCGCCAUCAGGAGCAGCUUGGGAACUGUUAUCAAUGCCGUCGACGAGAUAUCGCAAUUCGUUAACAAAACUCUAACUGGAAUCGUCGACGACAUUAGAGGUGAUGCGAAGAGCUUUGAGAACGCCUUCAACCGCUUCGUAGACUCCCUCAAUAGUCUUGGCAACUUUUUCGGCUCUGGCACUGAGGUUCCUAAGCUUACCCUUCCCUCCCUCAAUCGACUCGGUAAAAUCCAGAUCCCCGAUAGCUUUGCCAAAGGCCUCGAGGACCUGAACAAGACCAUUCCAACUUUCGAUCAGGUCAACGACAUGUACACCUCAGCUCUUAAGAUGCCAUUUGACUACAUCAGAAAUGAGAUGAACAAUUCUCUCACUGUCUAUCAAUUCAAUCGCGAUGUCCUCCCUGUUCCUGAGAAGACAACAUUGAGAUUCUGUUCCGAAAACCCCACAAUCAACAAUUUCUUCCAGAUGAUCAACGACAAGAUCAAGCAAGCUAAGAAUAUCUUCCUAGGUGUCCUGAUUGCCUGUGCCUUUUUGGUCAUGAUCCCAAUGGCAUACCGCGAAUGGUGGCGCUACAGGAGCAUGCGCCAGCGUGCGUACAUGCUCAACGACAAUCGUCAGCAGUUCGAUCCCGUCGACAUCGUUCAUAUCGCUACCUACCCUUACUCCUCAACUCUUGGGUUGAAGGCUGCCACUUGGUUCAAGGCUCAUCGACGCCAAGUCGCUAUGAGAUGGUGGUUCGCUUACAUCUCUUCACCCGCCUGCCUUUUCGUUCUUUCUCUCGGAAUUGCUGGCCUUAUCUCUGUUCUUGGACAAUGGAUCGUUCUCAAGCAAAUCGUUAACGCUACACCCGCGCUAGCCAACGAAGUUGGGGAGUUCGCUGACAUCGUUGUCACUCAACUUACCGAUUCUUCCCUCGCCUGGGCAAAAGAUGCCAACGGUGUCAUUGAUGAAACCGCAAGCAACAUCAACGGCAAUGUUCUCGGAUGGGUUCACACCGGCAGCCUUGCUCUCAACGAUACCCUCACUGGAUUUGUUGAUACAUUACAGGACGGAAUCUCUGAUUUCUUCGGCGGUACUCCUCUCGAGGAGCCCGUCAAAGGUAUCUUCUUUUGUUUGGUCGAACUCAAGGUAAAGGGUAUCCAGAAGGGCCUUACUUGGGCUCAUGAGAACUCUCAGGUUUCAUUCCCAUACUUCCCCAACGAUACAUUCUCCCUCGGUGCAGCUACCAGCGUUGGCCCAGAUGCAAAGGAAGGAUCUUCUAGCUUCCUGGCUGAUACGGGAUCCCAGGCAGCUGACAAGAUUACCAAUGUCGUUGUGAAACUUGCGGAGAAAUAUGAGAGCUCACUCCUCAUCGAGGUCUACAUCUGCUGCGGUUUGAUCGGACUUUGGUUGCUCGUCUGUGUCAUUGGUGCGAUUCGUGUCGUUAUUAUGAUGGCAGGAAGUGACAAGACUAGGGCCGAGGGCGGUUCCAGAGCGCCAAUGGGAGGUAACCAGCAAGGAUUUCCCGAUCAUGGCGAGGAAAGGAUCGCUCCAGUAUUCCCACAGUUCUCAGAGAAGUCUGACCCCGAUUUGAGGAUGAGGGGAAGCUCCGAAGAUGGGGGUGCCCCUGCCGCGAUUGGGAGUCCGACUCGGAGGGUAGUAACCAAAGAGCGGCCACCUGUCUGGAGCCAUCAUGGCGACGUUAGAGACUAA